GUCUACAUGCAGCUACCUUGACACUGUUAGCUCAACCUGCCGUCGGACGGAAACGGAGCAACAGUGACCAUGCAGGUAACAGGUGAACUUUAAAAACGUUCCUGACGGGCACUGGGCAGGAAACCGGUCUGACUGGCAGCUCGUGUUGCCCUGAAGGAUAACCGGGACUUUGGUUAGCUUUGGGCUGCUAAUGCUGCACAGAGUCCACAGGUCAGAGUCCAGCAGAGAUCCUGGACCUGAAGGAGGGCAGCUGGAAACCCUGAAACCACAGACAGACAGGGUUUCACAAAGCACGGGGCACUGGAGAGAUUUGGCUGAUUUGCCUCCAAAAUAACAGAAAAUAUUGGAGUUGUGCAAAGCAGUGUGCGUCUCUUGGCCUGUUUGCAUCCGAUCAUUGUAAUAAUAAUGACACACAGGGCAGUCUGUGGUCAGAACACAUCUCAUCACAGGCGACUGUUUAAAAUGAAACCACAGACUGAUGUAUUAAACAGUUUAAUACUUUUUUUAAUCGCCUGUUGAUCCACUUUCAGCAGGUUUUUUCCCUCAUGCUGCGUUUUUAUGAUAUCAAGCUCAAAUGUUGUGAAUAUCUUUCAUAAUAUCCACAAUUUAUGCUGUAAAAAAUCCAGAAAUUGUUCUAGAAAUGUGAAGUUUUUAGAUGAUGAUGAUGAAAUGAAUAGAAACUGGAGCAGCUUUAAUUAUUAGUGCCUCGUUUAAAUAAAGGUCUCACUGUUGGUCAUCAGCUGGAACACAUUCACCGUCUUAAACUGUCCUGUUGAUGCUCAUCACACUUCAUUGUGCAGCUUGUGUUGGUGUAGGAGUGUGUGUUUGUUUCCACUGACACACACAGACACACAACUAUGAGUGAUCCUGCCAGUGUGCUGUCAGGUUGCUGUGAGUCUGUCUGUGUGGUUCAGCCUCAGAGGAAGCUGAUCAACUCGGUGGACGCCUGUGUGGAUGAAGCCCUGUGGGGUCUGGUCCGGGCCUCGGGGGGCCUCAGCCUGCUGAGGGGUCACAGGGUCGUGGUCCGCUCAGACCUCCACAGCCUGCGGGGGAAGGUGGCCCUGGUGUCUGGAGGAGGCUCCGGACACGAGCCGGCACACGGAGGCUACGUCGGUGCUGGGAUGCUGUCAGCAGCAGUAGCAGGAGGAGUGUUUGCGUCGCCGCCUCCCGCCAGCGUCCUGGCUGCCAUCCUGUCUGUGCACGCUGCAGGAGCCUCUGGGGUCCUCCUCAUCGUCAAGAACUACACCGGAGACAGGCUCAACUUUGGACUGGCUGCAGAGCAGGCCCGUAACCACGGCGUCGCUGUCGACAUGGUGAUCGUUGCCGAGGACUGCGCCUUCGACCGACCCAGUAAAGCCGGGAGACGAGGCCUGUGUGGCACCGUCUUCAUACACAAGCUGGCCGGCGCCCUGGCAGAGGAAGGCCGCCCACUGGACCAGAUUGUCUCCACGGUGACGGAGGUGUUGAAGGGGAUCGGGACUCUGGGGGUCAGUCUGUCUCCCUGCAGCGUCCCAGGAUGCCUGCCCUCAUUCGACCUGCCGCCUGGAGACAUGGAGCUGGGCCUUGGGAUCCAUGGGGAACCUGGGAUCAGAAGGUCAAAGGUGGCCUCUGCAGAUGAAGUGGUGAAGACCAUGAUCGACCACAUGACCAACCCUGACAGCCAAUCACAUCUGCCGCUGCAGUCAGGAGACACUGUGGUUCUGUGUGUGAACAACCUGGGAGCUCUGUCCUGUCUGGAGAUGUCUGUGGUGACCGGAGCCGCCCUCAGCUGUCUGGAGAGCCGUGGCGUGGUGGUCACCAGGGUGAUGUCUGGUUCGUUCAUGACGUCACUGGAGAUGGCGGGAGUGUCGCUGACCCUGAUGAAGACCAACCAGGAGGUCCUGAGACUGCUGGAUGCUCGGACCAGCGCCCCCGCCUGGCCCAACCUCAGCGCCGUCAGCGUGAGCGGACGAAGCUGCACCACAGAGGCUCCGGUCCUGAGCACCAAACCACAGGAGGACGCCCAGGACCAAGGGCCGCUGAGUCCAGUGAUGCGUGAAGCCCUGGAGAAGGUCUGCUCCACGCUGCUGGACAAGCAGGAGGAACUGAACUCUCUGGAUCGUGCAGCGGGGGACGGAGAUUGUGGCAACACUCACGCCCAGGCAGCCAGAGCCAUUCAGGAGUGGCUGCGGGGUCAUGUGGUCCCCGGUUGCCCGGGGCGACUGCUGGCGGUGCUCGCCGGACUGGUGCAGGAGAAGAUGGGCGGGUCUUCAGGAGCGCUCUACAGUCUGUUCCUCACCGCCGCCGCCGGCCACAUGACCGAGGGGCGGAGCCACGCUGCAGCCUGGGCCGCCGCAAUGCAUGCUGGGACGCAGGCCAUGAGAAGGUACGGCGGCGCUGAUCCAGGAGACAGAACCAUGCUGGAUGCUCUGUGUCCUGCCGUGGACGAGCUGAUGAAGCUGAAAACGGCGCCGCCUGGUGGACACAUGGCCAUACUACAGGCUGCUGCACAGAGAGCCGCCUCGGGGGCGGAGUCGACCCGUGACCUCACAGCGAGGGCGGGCCGAGCCAGCUACAUCGCGGCCGAGCGCGUCACGCUGCCCGACCCCGGCGCCGUGGCCGUGGCUGCCAUCUUUGCUGCUGUCCUGGAGGCGCUGCAGGGGUAGGAGAGAGACAGGACGCUGGACCACCAGAACCAGAACCACACGACCACAUGGUCACUGUUAAGAGACAAUGAAGCUUCAGACGCUGUAAACCUAGAACCAACAGGGUCCGUAUUGUAAUGUGAUUACUUCUGAUUAACGGGCUGGGGGGGGGUUAGACGUCUGAAUCAUGACGUGAACGUUCCUGGUUUGUACUGAUGACACCAGGAAGAGAUAAACUAGAACAGACUGAUGCUGGUGCUGGAACACAAACAUGUUCACGGUCAUAACCACUGACUAUAAUCCAUAAUAACAAUAAUGAUAAUAAUAUAAUCACUGACUAUCUUACUGACGUUAACCUCUGACAGUGGGCUGUAGGCGUGUGAUGAUUUGGUUUAACAUGUUUGAAGCAGGUUUUACACGUAAAGGGACCAAACUGAGGGACUCACUGAAGACAUUUGGGCACAUUGGUGAAAACAGCAGCAGCUCCAACUUCCCACAAUUCAUACAUAACGAUGCACAAACAUUAAUUAUGCCUGUACACUCCACCGUUACUCAGUAACUACAGAACAUCGACCACAACGGUUAGAAACGUUUGCUGUGACUCGGUUCAGAAUCAGUUAAAUAUCGUCAACAAUCACGACUCCAGAAUCGUCCACAGCGGCUUUAAAAUGAGUCCAAAACGAUGAGAAGAUUAUAGAUUAGUCAGAACCAGGUCCAGUGUUCAGACGGAGACACCUGGAUGGAUGUAGAACUGAUCUGGUGUCAGGUUCUAGCAGAACCC
This is a messenger RNA of Stegastes partitus (bicolor damselfish), 3405 nucleotides long. RefSeq names its product triokinase/FMN cyclase (gene tkfc). Lineage: Eukaryota; Metazoa; Chordata; Actinopteri; Pomacentridae. Gene Ontology annotation, molecular function: glycerone kinase activity; ATP binding. The record is from RefSeq and is a predicted model, not a curated record. Gene Ontology annotation, cellular component: cytosol. Gene Ontology annotation, biological process: glycerol catabolic process. The transcript has 16 exons. Bases 858 to 2645 code for a protein of 595 amino acids.